AUGUCAGACAUCCAGCAGUACCUGUUGGACUAUGACCGGAGCAGGCGGGAGGCCAGCGCGGUCGCCGAGAACAGCGCGACGCGACUGCGGGCCGGCGACUUGAAGCUGUUGACGCUGAUCGAGGAGCUCGGCGAGUACUUCAACAGCGAAGAUGGAGCCAUCCGCGCGAAGACCAUGUCGUACCUCGCCGAGGUGCUGGCCUUCGUUCCGCAGAAGGUGCUCUCGCUACAGCAACGGAAUCUCCUGUGCGACUUCGUGCUCGCCCGUCUCGAAGACAGCGAAGGCCUGGGCUCCUGCGCCAAGGGGCUGAUAGCGCUCGAGGAACGCGGGAAGUGGGAUAGCGAGAGGGCAAAGAAGAUCGUGGAGACGCUCCUCGCACACACCCACCCCCUCAACCAGUUCCGGCAGCAGAGCGAACGAUACCCCGUCUUACGGCUUAUAGACACAUUGAUGGCGAAAUAUAGAGAGGCGUUACGGUCUUUGCACGAUGCCACGCCCGAUUUCCUCUCACGAUUCAUCGCAUACUUUGACGGCGAAAAGGAUCCACGGAAUUUAAUGCUUGUGUUCUCUAUCCUGAGGGUCCCUAUGACGGAAUGGAAUAUCGGCGCAGAUGCUCAGGAUCUUUUCGAUGCCGUCUUUAAUUACUUCCCUAUCACUUUUAGACCACCUCCAGAUGACCCAUAUGGAAUUACGGCACAAGACCUGAAAGACCGGCUGAGGGAGUGCAUAUCGUCUACCCCCGAGUUUGCUCCCUAUGCCUUCCCGGCACUGCUGGAUAAGCUGGAUUCUACAUCAAUGAACACAAAGCGGGAUGUCCUCCAAACCAUCACCUCCUCGGUAAUGGAGUACGGGCCUCGUACAGUCUCCCUCUAUUCAAUCACGCUGUGGGACGCACUGAAGUUUGAAGUUCUCAAUGUGCAGGAAGACGAUCUUGCGGAGGAGGCACUGAACGGCCUGGCGGCCAUUGCGAGAGUCCUAUCUCAAGGGACGACCGGCCCGCUCAACGCAUACCUCCGACCGAUCAUCAAAGAAUGCAAUGAGCAUCUGGAGGAUGCCCCGACGAAGCAGUCACAAGCUGCGGCACGGAUAUUGCACAAGAUUGCCGACGUAUCUCCCGAGGUCACCAACAUUCUUCUCGCCGGCAUGUUGCCCAAUCUCUUCCUCUUAUUUCAAACGGCGGACACCAUCGCUAAGAGGAGGGGACUUUUGGAGGUGCUUGUACAGCUCAUCCGUGCGAAUAUCGGUGUAUACGGAGACUGGCGAUCCAUAGGCACCGCCGGCGAGCACUCGUCCAAUAACGCGCUGUUGCAGUUUCGCGACCAAGCACGAGAAAUCAUGCUCAACGGCUUGGAGACAGCACCCAUCAAAGAAGUGUCGUUCCGCCUGGUGUGCUUAGACGGUUUGCUCCAACUAUCGAAAGCUCGGGGAUUACUCAACGAUGAAGACGUCGGCAAGAUCAUCCAGCUUUUCAACGCUAUCGUCAUUCACGAGGAGUCCUACGGCAAGGACGAAGUCAAAGAAGCUGCCAUCAAUGGACUCGUUGAGGUGGCCCGCCAGAAACCCCAAGUCGUCAUUGACAAAGCAUUCCCAGCUUUCAUGGCACAACUUCCCGACACUGACAUGGUAGAGUCGCGGGGCUACAUCCCAGUUCUGGAGGCCUUUGCAAAGUUGGCCGGUGAAGAGAAGGUGUUUGAUACUGUUAUCCUCCGACUCAAGAACAAAUUCGCCUCCGCGGUGAAACAGAACGCUUCCUCGGCCUACAUCAUUGCGCUUCUUUCGGCAAUGCUCUAUGCGCUCACAAAAGGCGCAAACAAGCUUGAGCAAAAUCCAGAAUCGUCAUCCUACUUUCAGGACAUCGUUCUCCCUCUACUAAAGCGGACCUCGAGCUCCGAUGAGUCGCAUCCAAGGGCAUUCGAUGACGAAGCGACACUCGACCUUGUGGGAAGGAUAUGCAACAUAAUUAUAAGGGCACAGUCGGCGGAGCAUCAGGAAACCAUUACCGCCGAACUAUACACUAUGUUCAGAGGCACACCGCAAAGCGAGCUCCCCCCCUUUAACCUCAACGCACCCCCAGAGACGAACAGAACCAUGAUCGUCUCCACCCACCUUUUAGCAUCCUUCCGCAAAGAGACGAAGCUGCCCUGCGAGCUCGACCUCCUCAUCUCUUCCCUGGCAAACUACACUCAACAAGCGAACCUUUCCGCCUCUGUUCGAUUCGCUUCUCUACGCCAGCUGUCGCUCGCGAUCAACAAAUUCUACUCGGCGCAGGCGUUGAAAACCUGCAUGGAUCCUCUGGUGAACUCCCCAUUCGAGCUUUUUGUCCCCGAGAAACUUGAUCCGCCGCGGAUACGCAUCAUGUUUGCCUGCCUAAAAGGCAUUCUCCUUCGGAGCAGCCCUGCACUCGCCACGCUGUACCCACAUGUCCUGUCCUUCCUGUCCCAUGCGCAGUACGGCACCACGGUCGCGCAUGGCUUCGCCACUCUUCUCCAGCCUGACGAUCUCCUCACGAAGCAGAACCACUGCCAAAUUUCCGGACUGCACAAGCAGAAGUCAUUCGCGCUGCUUGUGCCAAACAUCACACGCGCCUUCCGCGAAGCCUCACCCGAGACCAAGCCUAACUAUCUCAUCGCGCUAAGUGGCAUUUUGAAAUGGAUGCCCUUCGACAUCGUCAUGGAAGAAGUCGGCCAGCUGUUCCUUCUGCUCCUGCAAAGUCUAGAUCUCAAGGGCGAGGACCUUGUCAAGGAAUCUGCGAUCGGCACGCUGACCUCCACCCUCGUCGAGAAACCGACUGUCGUGGAGGAGCAUGCUGGAAGCCUCAUCUCACGUUUGCUGGCGAAUUCGAUUGUGAACAAGGAGGCCGGAACGCCGGCGAAGGUCAGGGCCGCGGCGCUGAGGUGCUUGACGAUUGUCCCGGACAAGCUGAAGGUGGAAGUGGUGCUGCCAUACCGAAGACAGGUGUGCAAGAAGCUGACGGCUGCGCUGGAUGACGGGAAGCGAGAGGUGAGAUACGCGGCGGUGAGGUGUCGCGCGAAGUGGUUGGAGGUGGAUGAGGCUGGAGACGAUGACUGA
This is a messenger RNA of Trematosphaeria pertusa, 3069 nucleotides long. Its product is annotated as ARM repeat-containing protein. Gene Ontology annotation, biological process: iron-sulfur cluster assembly. The transcript is spliced from 8 exons. Bases 1 to 3069 code for a protein of 1022 amino acids. Lineage: Eukaryota; Fungi; Ascomycota; Dothideomycetes; Pleosporales; Trematosphaeriaceae. Gene Ontology annotation, cellular component: cytosolic [4Fe-4S] assembly targeting complex. The record is from RefSeq and is a predicted model, not a curated record.